Colletotrichum orchidophilum is the source of this 1254-nucleotide messenger RNA. RefSeq names its product branched-chain-amino-acid aminotransferase. Gene Ontology annotation, molecular function: branched-chain-amino-acid:2-oxoglutarate transaminase activity. The transcript has 3 exons. The record is from RefSeq and is a predicted model, not a curated record. Bases 1 to 1254 code for a protein of 417 amino acids. Gene Ontology annotation, biological process: L-leucine biosynthetic process; L-valine biosynthetic process. NCBI's taxonomy places the organism in Eukaryota, Fungi, Ascomycota, Sordariomycetes, Glomerellales, Glomerellaceae. Gene Ontology annotation, cellular component: mitochondrion.
AUGAGCCCCAGCGCCGUGAGUUCGACUUGUGCUUUACUGCCAAAAGCUGGCCAACUCGACCAUGAACACCGAUACGCGGAGUUGGAUGCCUCCAAGAUGAUGAAGACCCUUGUUCCCGAGGAAGAUCAACUGCCAGUCCCGGGUGCUCACGACCCUGUGCGACUCGGUCAAAAUUACACCACGGCGCACAUGGUUCAAAUUCCUUGGUCUAUGGAAACAGGUUGGGGAAUGCCCGAGAUGGGCCCCUACGGCAAGAUCGCCUUGGAGCCAACGGCAAGCGUUCUACACUACGCCACGGAGUCUUUCGAAGGAAUGAAGGCCUACCGAGGCUACGACGGCAAACUCCGCCUCUUCCGACCAAAACUCAACUGCGCCCGCCUGCUCAAAUCCAACGCUCGCGUAGGCCUCCCCUCCUUCGACCCCAGCAGUCUCCUUGACAUCAUUGCCAAAUUCCUCGGGAGCGAAUGCCGCCGCUGGCUUCCCGAGCCAGGCACCAACCUCUACAUCCGCCCGGCCAUGGUCGGUAGCGGCUCCGCGCUGGGCAUCAACCAACCCCCCGAGGCCCUCUUCUUCCUCUUCGCCGCCCUCUUGCCGCAAUCUUCGACCCUACGCCCGGCGCCCGGCAUCAAGCUGCUGGCGAGCAGCCCCGAGCACAUCCGGGCGUGGCCGGGCGGCUUCGGGUCCGCAAAAGUGGGUGCGAAUUACGGGCCUGCCAUGGUGUCGCAUGCGGCGGCCAAGGCGCAGGGGUGCACGCAGACUUUGUGGCUUUUUGGGGAGGAGAGGUUGGUUACGGAGGCGGGCGCGAGUAACUUUUUCAUUCUCUGGGAGAAGAAGAGCGGCGAGGGCGUUGAGCUUGUGACUAGCUCUCUGGACACGGAGGUCAUCCUCGACGGCAUCACCCGACGAAGUGUAUUGGAAAUUGCUAGGCAAAGGCUGUCGCAGGGGUAUUCAUCAGCAGCUUCUAAGCUGGCCCCUCUGGAGGUUGUAGAGCGCCCAUUUACCAUGGGUGAGGUUGCCGAGGCGUGUGCAGAAGGCCGGCUUUUGGAGGCAUUUGUUUCUGGCACUGCGAUGUUCAUCACUCCUGUUUCCAUGAUUAAGUACGGCGAUACCGAGAUUCAGUUUCCGAUCACGGUCACUGCAGAGGGACAAAAGACGCCGCGCUCCCCGUACUCCACCGCCAUCAAGUCUUGGCUGGAAGACAUUAUAUACGGCCGUGUAGAGCAUGAAUGGGGGUACGUCGUGACUGAAGAAUGA